Bradysia coprophila is the source of this 11710-nucleotide messenger RNA. RefSeq names its product C-type lectin domain-containing protein bark beetle (gene bark). NCBI's taxonomy places the organism in Eukaryota, Metazoa, Arthropoda, Insecta, Diptera, Sciaridae. Gene Ontology annotation, biological process: cell-cell junction maintenance. Gene Ontology annotation, cellular component: membrane. The record is from RefSeq and is a predicted model, not a curated record.
CCACUUUUUGAACAUUUAAUCGUAGACCGCACCUUAGAGCGACACGAAUUGUUUUUACCUUUUUGAGAAAAAUCGCGAACUAUUUCGGUUAAAAAAUCGAUUAAAUAAUUGACUUUUCCAUUUCAAUUCAUAAACAAAACAUUGUGCGUAGUGUUUUCUGCAUUUUUUUAUUGUCUUUAAGUCGUCUGAACGGGUGCAUUGACUAGAAAUUUAUCGAUUAAAAGUGUAACACCGAAUUCGGGCAUAAAAUAUAAUUGAUUGAAAGCCAACAAGAAAAAUGAGUUGAACUAAAAACAAUCAAAAUGCCGAGAAACUUGUAUCAAAAUCUAGUGAAAAAAUGUGUCUUACUAACGAUAUUAGUGUUUGUCGUUGUAAAUAGUCAAGAAGUGUCUUACAAUGAAAUCAACAGCGACAGUGAAUUGAAUUCGAAUAGUGAAACAGAGCUCCAAGGUGGAGAAAUUGUUGGCGAAAGAACGUUACGAUUAGCGGAGAGUCCGUAUGUGUUAAAAACGGAUUUGAUUGUGGAGAAUGGUGCCAGAUUGUUCAUCGAACCGGGUGUUCACAUCCAUUUUGCUCCUAUGAUUGGGAUUACAGUCAAAGGCGAAAUUACAGCUGUGGGAACACCGGAACAACGCAUCAUUCUAACCACACAAUCGAAUUCUGGGUAUGAUGCUAGCAGCAGCAUCACUCCAGAGGAUUUGGGUGCACGUUUAGUAGAUGGUCCCUCGCCAUUAGCCGGUAGACUACAAUUGUUCCAUCAGGGAAAAUGGCGAUCCGUUUGUACAAAUUCCAGGAACUGGACAAUACCAGACUACGAAACCACUUGUCGGCAAAUGGGUUUCCAGGGUGGACGUUUUUGGAAUUGGAUGGAAAAAAUACAAAAUUUUGAUCCGAGAAUGAUUUAUGAAGAGCCUGCUUGCCGCGGUACCGAAUCGUCAUUAACGGAAUGCAUGUGGGAUUCACGACAAAUCGGUGCAGGAAGCUGUGAUUAUCAUAACGAUAUCGGGGUACAGUGCCUUCCUCUACACGAAACAGCAUCGUCGAAUUGGCGAGGCAUUCGAUUCGAGAAUGCUCCAACGGAAUUGCGAUUAGCUUGGGACAAUACUGUUUAUGAAUCCGUCUCCAAAUCACAACUGCAAUACGUGGAUAUUAUUCGGGCUGGCUCGGGACGUGGUCGAUCAACUGUGGCCUCGCUUGAAGUUUUAGGCAAUCCACCAGUCAUGAGCUUUGUAACCGUCGAUCAUUCUGCAUUUACGGGUAUUAAUAUCACACGACCGGACUCUGCAUUCACAAUACGGGAAGUGACGGUUCGCCGGAGUAGAGGUAUUGGAAUUUUUGUAAAUUCCAGUUAUGGAUUUGCACAUAUCGAAGAUUGUAAAGUGGACAAUAACGGAGACGAUGGCAUCAAGUAUGUUGGACAUGAUCUACGAUCCGACGAACGAAUGGAUCGCAGCAGUAUUUUCGACUUUUGUACAUUACCCACGACUGCUGGCCAAACAUAUCCGAUAUCGGUGUCACUAAAACAAUCGCAAUUCGCUGGCGCAACCAAAGAAUGCGCAAAAUACUUUUUCACGAAGCCCGGCUACCUUCUGACCGUGAGCUUUGUUCAUUUUGUGUUAAAGACAAACGAAACGGCUGAACUACAAAUAUACGACGGACAGUCUACCAAUGAUCGACUGCUGACGUCGUGGUUACUAAGAAACAACACUAGACCGCAAAGUGUGACGAGUACGCGAAAUCAAAUUUACGUAAGAUUUCGAGCGGAUCCUAGAUCGCAAGUGGUUGGAUACUUACGGCUGACAACUGGACCGUUUAAGGCUUAUGACUUGAAUGUGACAAAAUCUGUGGUAGCUGAUAAUGGUGGUCGUGGCAUUGCCAUCGACAAUUUAAGAUCUCAGAUACAUGUGCAUCGUAGCUCUGUAUCGAAUAAUGGACAUGCAGCUGGAGUCCAUGUAACAAGUGGUGCUGGUGAUGUAAAUGUGACAGAGAGUCACAUUAGUUUCAAUCACGGCGGAGGUGUUAAUGUUACGUACUACGGUGGUAACCGAAACAUUUCGAGGUCAUCGAUAAGCUCGAACGUUGGUUAUGGAGUUGCGGUAUGGCUGAAUGAAACCAUCAAUAAGGAUCGUCAAGAGUUCGUGUCAUUCAACCAGACCUCAGUGGUUGAAUAUUCGGAGAUUAUCAAGAAUUUGGAGACGGGAAUAUUGCACGGUAAUUUCUGUGGCAAUUCAUACGUUAACAUUACUGGCAAUCUGUUCAACGAAAGUCUGUCGAACUCACUAGAUGUUCAGACUUGUUGGUUUGCCCGGAAUGAAGGACAAUUCCUGCGACUACAGAUCGGACACAACGUAUUCGAACACGACAACAAGAUUGGCGUGAUUAUAAGUCCGGCUUUGAAUUUAAUCGGAAAGAUCGAAUACAAUCACUUCCGGCACGGUAAAUAUGGAGCUCUACUCAUCCGGAACAAACCGUGGGAAGAAUUCCUUCGACUACCAGUGAAACUUACCGUGCAGAAUAAUCAAUUUUAUCAGAACACCGGUGUGUAUGUGGUUUCGUUAGGCCUGUCUCCGUUCGGCGAUCGGGAAGUGCAAUCCUUGCUGUUCACCAGAAACUUUGUUCGCAUGAAUAAAAUUAGCGAGCCGUUCGGACCUGUCGAGGAUGAAGGCGAAGGAAAAUCUGGUGAGAAUAGAUUGAGUCCCAGGUCACGAGUCGCAGCUCCAGUCGUUAUUUCAUCUAGUAAUGUCGAUGUCUACCGAAAUAUAAUCCAAAACUUGGACUCGAAAUAUGAAGUCGGAUCGCAAAUAUCCGACCAAAGUCAAGUGAUAAAUGUGACCUACAAUUGGCUGGGACACAGUGAAGAAGAGCAAAUUUUUAAGAGACUGUUCCAUCGUAAAGAUCGAUACGAUUUAGCUAAAAUAGAAUACCUUCCGUACCUGCUACACAAUUCGAAUCCCGGUGCGACAACCAUAAUGCAAUUUUCGACAUUCGUUCCGAAAUUCUUUACUGAGGGUUCCGACCAUGUCGGCGGUGAAGUUGAUGGCCAGGAAAUUCUACCAACUGGCGUUUACAACGUUGACCGUGACAUCAAUAUUCGUCCCGGCGGGAAAUUGAUUCUUCAACCUGGAGUUGUGCUUAACUUUGCACCAUCUGUCGGUAUGAUGGUUGCUGGUAAGCUGGAAGCGCGAGGUCGAAGUCCCGACGACAUUUUCUUCACCUUGAAACGAGCGCCUGUGAUGACAUUCGAUAACGAAACCGUUGAAGGCGAAACGGAAAAUUUGGACAGUGAAACAGAAAUGAUAAUUGAAGUGCCAGAGGCAGCGUCAACAGUUCCCGUGCGAUUGUUGGGCGGUUCAACGGAACACGAAGGACGAUUACAGGUGUACAUAAGUGGAAAAUGGGGUACGGUAUGUGAUUAUGGCUGGACUCAGAUAAACGCUGCGUUGGUGUGCAAUCAGUUAGGACUUGCAUUGAAUCCAUUGGACUGGCGUCUACUACGUUCCGAAGUACCAAAUGCCGGAACUACAGAAGAUGUAAUUCUGUCGAAUGUACGGUGCACGGAACAUGACAUCGAUAUCACUAAAUGUCGAGCAGAGCGAGUUUCACAUGGCGAAUUUCUGAAUUCUUGUAGCCAUGAGUACGACGUCGGCAUUAGAUGUUACGAAGGUGCAUGGGCUGGAUUAAGAUUCGGUGUCUUAGCGGAACGAGCUGAUCUACAGUAUGUGACAAUUGAAAAGGCCGGAUUAUUUGACUACGCGACAAAUACGUUCAAGCCCGCUGUCCAGAUGGAUUUUGCUAAACACAACUUGGAAAAUGUACGUGUCGUCAACAACUUGCAUGACGGAUUGGGAAUAAUUUACUCGGACAUAUACGGCGGAUCCAUCAACAACGUGAAGAACUCGGAGUUCGCAAAUAAUCGCGGAAGUGGAAUCAGUUUGAAACAGUUAGGACUUCGCAUUCAUGGUUCCAUCAUAAAGGACAAUCUCGGCUCUGGCAUCAAACAUGACUCUGUUAUCUCGGCAAUCGAACAGCGUGAAUUAGCUGGAUGGUUUCAUCUAGCACCCGAUUUCAACGUUCAGGAAUCAGACUACCAUCCAAUGGUUCUCCCAAAGGAAAGUUCAAAUAUCGACGUUGAUAUGUGGCAAAAUCGACACAUUUUAACUGCUAAGCAUUCGGGCGAUCCAAUUGAGAAAACAAUUCACAUCAGAUGCCAACCGGGCUAUGUAGUGGGACUGCAACUUCUGAAUCCCAUUCAAAAUGGUUCCACUGAAGACAUUUGGAUCUAUGAUUCACAGACUGGAACGACCGAAUCAGAUGUGUAUCAACUCAGCCGUGAUUUGUCGGUAUUUCCUCUAUCGAGCAGCAGUUAUGGAAUUGUGUUGCACUACAAAAGUGGAUUGAAUGCUCUGGGUGGCGUUGUGCUUGUAAUUUCCACGACUUCAGCUCCUGUUCAAAAUAUCCCCAGACGCAUCGUUCGUGGUCCAGUACCAACACUUCUUGUAACAUCCACAAAAAUUCAACGAAAUUUACGCGGCAUCUCAGCCACGUACUACAAUCGUUAUUUGGGUGAUCGAGGCGAGCAUUACUUGCGCAAGGCUAACGAGUCCAUCAAAAUUGUUCAGUGUGAAAUAACGCACAGCCAGGACCAAGCAUUCUAUGUUCAUUCACCAUUCUGGGAUGUCCAUACCAGUAAUCUGUCGGAGAUAACCAUCCACAUCAACAACACAUUGAUCAUGAGUAAUGGGCAAGGAAUUCAUCAAUUUUCGCGAGAUCUCCGGUCGUCGAAUAAUCUUUUCCAUUAUGUUGUCCAAGACACAACGGUUGAAGGCAAUCGUCAAGGUGGCCUGGACAUCAGUUUACCGUACGUAUGGCAAUACAAUGAGAACUUUACACACUCUGUGUAUCUGGGCAACGACACUUGGACGCGAAACGUUCAAUUCGGUGUGAACAUAAUGGGCCAUUAUGCCGUUGUUAAUAUCACCGGCAAUGCCUUCACGGAUAACGACUGUGAGUACGGACUGAUUGGCUUCAAAGGAAUGGAGAAGAAAUUCAAAAUCGACUACAAUCGCAUAUCUGGCAACAAUGGCAAAUAUAUGGUCGAAUUCCGAGCGGAUAGUUUGAGCGAGGUGUUGGGUGAAGUUCCGGCCAUAUUCGCGUACAACGAAAUCAAAAACAAUCGAUACGAAAAGCUUGCCAGCGUUACCAGAGGCAGUUUUCGUUUACCGCCGAGAGGACGUCGUGUGUACACCAUGGAUCCAACGUGUGUGAUAGGAUUCGGCGGUGUGCAGAAAGUGAAAAUUUUCCGAAAUUUGAUCUCAAACAACAACAUGAACUACGAUCUGGUGGCUGGAGUUAAGUCCGCUAGAUUGAAUAACUUCUUAGAUGCGACGGAAAAUUGGUGGGGAUCGAUAGAGCCGGACCACAUACUGACGAGAAUAUUUGAUUUCGACGACUGGAACAAUCAUGCCGAAGUGCAGUUCAGGCCAUUCUUACUCGAAGACAAUGUUGAUGGCAGUGUGUCUGUGAAGUACGAUGACAACAGAGUGACUGACCUGGACAAUAUUGGAGGAAGAAUUUUCGAAGAUGUGCAAAUAUUCCAGAAGGGCAUUCCGUACAUAAUAAACGCCGAUAUAACUGUGAUGCCUGGUGUAACGUUAACGAUUGGACCGGGUGUUGAAAUGGAAUUUGCGCCGAACGUCGGCAUAUUGGUUUUGGGAACGUUAAUUGCUCGUGGUGGUGCAAGCGGUGAAAUUGUUCUUCGACCUCAAACGCCAAAAGCAGCCCAGACAAGAAAAAUCGAGAAACGCGCCAUCGAACACAUGACGAACUAUGACACAAUCCGCUUGUGUACGGAACGAAAUUGCACAUUGGACGAGAAUGAAAUCGACCCGACGCAUCAAGGAUUUCUGGAAUAUUUCAACCAUACCACCUUGCAAUGGGUGCCCAUUUGUGAUCGACGCUUCACCGAACGAAAUGCCCAGGUUGUGUGCCGUGAAUUGGGCUACGAUCCGUUGGAUGUUUUCUUCGGUCAUGACAAACGGAUCGAAUAUCACACCAAUUCGUUGACGCGAAUUUGGUCAUGGGUGCAACCCUUAGAAUGCACCGGAACUGAAUCACAUUUCAGCGAAUGCGCCGAACGAUUGAAUGGCCAAUUGUAUGGUCGUCGUCACGAAUGUCAAUGGCGCGAUGAAUUUGUGUUUGUAAGUUGCAACGGUGUCGCCAAUUCCCGGCAGUAUUGGGGCGGUAUUAGAUUCGCCCAUUCGGAAUUCGAGAGCAAUGCGUUUGAAGAUAGACUGCACGAUGUCAGAACACGCAGUACACGAGCACCGGAAAGUCAUCUAGAAUUUCUCCGCAUCGAACGAGCUGGUAUGCUGCACAAUGAAAAAUCGCCGGCCAUUCAAACGAUAUUCAAAAAUCCCCUGAUCAGUUCCGUGACGAUUGUAGAUAGUGCUCACCAUGGAAUCAAUCUGGUGUCACCCAGUGAAACGAUCCACUUACGGGUGGUAAACAUUACGAAUGCAUUGGGUCAGGGUAUCAAUGCUAUUUCGUUGACCGGUGAAGGGCGUGAAAGUGAUGAGUCGAGCUUCAUACCAUUAAAAGGUUUGGAUCUUCCGUAUCACCUGUUCUCGCUGAUUGACAUCUGUGAUACGGCUAAGGAGAUAACGAUCGAAGAACGAGUGAUCGUGUAUUACAAGUACGACAAUAAUCCCGUCAAUUGCGUCAAAAUAUUCAAAAGUGCCUAUCGCGUCAAGCCGUUGGGUUUCCGAUUACUUCAAUCGAACUUGUUCAAUCAUUCGAAGGAGUAUGGUCGACGUGACUCGAUUCAUCUGUUCGACGGUGACAUUUACAACAUUACGGCGAAAUACAUUGGCGGAAUUGAAGCGGAAGGCGGCAACGACAAAAAUUUGUUCCGAACACAGGGUCCAAUUUUGAGUGUUCGAUUGAUUGCCAGCGGUGCUCCGGCCAAGCACGGAUUCUUUGCUGAGAUUGUUACGCUACCCAUCUCAUCGAUUGGAUUCAAUCGUGAUGCCCAGCACAACAUUUCUAACUCAGAAAUAUCCGGGACAGUUGGUGGAGCGAUUUCUUAUACAACGGCUGGAGAAGUGUCUCCGGUUCUAACAUUGGAAAAUAAUCGAAUUUUGAACAAUUGCCGUCAGUUGUACGGCAACUUCUCGACAUGUGAAUCUUCUAUUAGAGUUGAUGUGCAGAACAUGCAGACAAUUCACUUCAGAAAUAAUCUCGUGCAAAACAAUCAAGGUGGACUGUACAUCCGGGCCGAUUCACGAGGUUCGGCCACAUCGCUACGUGCCUUCAUUCAUCACAAUCUGUUCUCGGGCAAUAAGAAUCGACCGACACUGUUCGCAGAGGGCCGACAAUCGUCGCCGUAUCAACAGAUAACGAUUUUCAAAAAUUAUUUCACACAAAAUGCGGCCGGGUAUGCGGAUGUGAUCGCAUUGCGGCAAGUCGUAUCGAAUUUCACCCACAAUUACGUGCACAGUAACCGUGGUGGACGGAUUGUGGAAAUUUCCGGCUUCGACAAGGUUCGAUUGCCCAUUUAUCAGACAACGGCCAGAAAUGGAUUUUAUGACAACGUGGCUACGGACUGGCGUGGUCGUGCAACGAUAGUGGCGGGAACAGCUGGCCAGCACUAUAUCGAUAACAUUUUCUACAAUCCGGACAACGAUUACGAAAUGAUCACGGUGAAUCGGUCAAUAUUUGAAUUCCAGUUUUGGAACAGUACGGUCGAUUUAUGGAAAACGAAAAUUGAUGCAAGUCACAAUUACUGGAAUUACAACACCACGUUGGCCGUUGGUGGUCGGAUACGUGAUCGUGCAGACGAUCCCCUUCUACUCGAAGUGCAAUUCAUGCCAUACCACAUGAACAAUCAAUCGAUAUUGGAUGGUAAAUGUCCGCCGGGAUGGUCAUUGCUCGGCGACACGUGUUACGUGUACAUUGGUGCCCCGAUGACAUUCCAUGAAGCCAGAGACUUUUGUCGAUCGGACAAUGCUUCGCUACCAUUCAUCCGCGGUGAUUUGACGUCGUUGUGGAUGUACCUGCAGCGGCAAAUGAUUGAUUUGCGUUAUCCGCAAAAGGUUUGGGUCCAAGAUCUUGACUAUCUCGAACAGUGUACGAGCUUUAUUUAUCGUAAUGUGGAAAUUGAUCCGUGCGAUACGCGACGGGGAUUCCUAUGCGAAAUGGAUCCGAGGGUCGUCAUCAAUCCACUAUCGUGGCAAGCCGACAUUAUCGCUAUCAGCGUCAUCAGUUCCUUUGUCCUUGCGUUGCUGCUAUUACUGCUGUUCGGAAUUUGUUGGUUCACAAAAUCACGGCAUCGACAUGUUCAACGUUUGGAGCGACGUAACAGCAUUCGACAGAGUUUGCGCAGUUUGAAUACCAUUGGUGUUGAUCCGGGCACAAUGCGACGACGAAAUUUUAAUGUGUCCCGGUCUACGGACACAUUGACGAAAUCAACAGUUACUGACUACAAGAAAAUGAUUUCGAAUGGUUCCAUCGACUCAAUGGACAAAAGUGUUCUGAGCUCAGAGACAAGCUACGACAUCUAUGAGGCACAUCAACAACAAUUCGGAAACGGGAAGCCUGCGUAUGCCGACCCAAGGUUUCCGGAUACUCAACGAAAGGCACCAGCUGAACCGAAAGUGUACGGUCUGCCUGAUUAUAGUCCGCAGGGUUUUGAGCUAUCUUUCCGAAACGAAGGAUUCAAGGACAAUUCGACUUACACUGGGACAAGGAACAAUUCAGUCGGCACCUACAUCAAUGAGGAUACACCGAUUAUUCAUCAGAUUGAUCCGGAAGACAGUAACUCGGAUUAUUACGGCAACUCGAGCACUCUACCGAUGCGAGUCAAACAGGACAAUUUGUCAUUCCUAACCGAAUUGAAGCACAAAUUGCCCGAUUACGAGAAAUUGCCGAAACAGAAACCGGUUCAAAGCAGUUUCCUUCCAACGCCACCCGAAUCACCGUACCCACGCGGUUCCAGUACGAAUACAUCUCAAUACGAACGACAAGUGAACACUCCAUCACCCAAGAAAACGACACACGAGUACCAGAAACCGGAGGUUCGACGGCCGAAUGCAUUCACAAGUCCACCACCGGACAUCCGACGACCGGACUCCUAUUACACGGCAAUGCGAACCGCACCGGAAUCGAGACCGCCACCACCGCCAGUAAAUCGACCGAAAACCGUUUACGAGGCCUCGGACGAUCGACGAGCAUACGCACGGUCCAAAUCUGAAGCCAUAUUGGAAACGAAUUUCGAUGACGAAACAUCACUUCCGAAUCCGCUCACAAGUGAUAGCAGAAGCUACAGCCAACCGCUGGAGACUGCAAUGUAGUUUUUAGAAUGACACUAGUUGUAGGGAAACGAUUUUUUUUUAUUUUUAGAAUUUUAUUAUCGAAAAUGAUGAGGAUGCUACAAGCAAUGCAACACGGAAAGUAUUUUGUUUGUCGAGUAGUGCUCAUUUGACCACCAUAUCUGUGCAGUGAAAAAGGAAAUUUGAUCUACAGGAAUGUUUGUUGUUUAGGUAAAAUUCGAUGAAUUGUUGAAAAUUUUGUAAGAAAAUUUUACUUUUGGUGUUCGAUAGAGACUGUUUUUAAUGUUAGAUAUGAGAAAGGAUUGGAUAAAUACGAUAUUUUUGUAUAUCCACCAGCAAUCAAAUGAAGAUAUGACAUGAAAUUCAAUAAAUUUAAGCUACGAAUAAGAGCAACGAUCGAGCACAAUUUUUCACUUUAAUUUGGCGAACGGACGAUUUGUGUUGAUAAGCGAUGUGAUGUUUUUGCACCUAUUUUAUGAAUAGAUUAAGUUCCGGGAUCCGUAUGGUUCCACUUAUCCAAAAAGCUUCUAGUCAUCAGGUCGAUAAAUCAAUUUUCGCUCCGGAAAAAUUUGAAAAUGGAUACAUCGAUCAAGACUUUUAGAAUUUCGUGUGUGUCUUCACCAUUCUGUGAUUGUAGUUACUGGCUAGGGAACAGUGGCUGCUACACAUUGACUAAUCGGGGCUAUUAUUCGAAAUUUUUAUUCCCAAAUUUUUGAAAAUUCUCAACAAUUUUUUACAAAAAUCUGAAAAUUCUUCAAUUUGUAAAUUUUUAAGAAAUAAUUCUCAAAAAAAAUCUUUAAAUUUCGAAAUAAUAACCUUGUUGGCUACUCGACCACUAAACCCAUUAUUAUCGAUCGCUAGCUAAUUGCAGCGAAGAUCUCAUUUCUUUAGAAGUUUGAAAUUUCCGGAUACUAAUGUAAAGAUAGUAAGAAUCAUGUUAGAAAUAAUGUCACUAACACUCCCAAAUAUGCCCUAUAUUUUCAUUAGGAGUUAAGAAUUCUGUGAAAGUUAAAGAGUUUUUGUGAAUUUUGAUAACUUUCAAGAAUUUCAAUUCUCGAAAGUUCUUGAAUGUGCUCGAAAUCCACGAAAAUUCCUGGAUACUAAAAUUCUAAAGUUAAAAAAUUUUCAGGAUUUCUUUAGAAUUUUCAGAACAUUCAAAUUCUUAAAAACUCCUAAAAUUGACGCCAUAAGUGCGGUCAAACUUCAAAAUGGAAAGUGCGUAAUACUUUCUAACGCAGCGUCAUUUUCAUACAAGAAAGCGUUGAAAUUUAUUUUUCGGUUCACUUUUUCAUCGAAUCGUUCACCUCAACAAAAAAGAAGUUUUUCCGAAAUGCACCCAAAAACUCAGAACACAGUAAAAUCGGACCAGUUCCUUCUCCAUACAAAAUUUUUCAUUUCAUGAAAUUUCAUACACCUCUCUGAAACCGUUUGGUCACAAAAGUUCAGUGUGUGGACAUAUUUUGAUCGAAGCUAAUCUUCAUCUUAUAGUCAGAGGUCAUACCUUUCUAACGAUACUGGCGCACUUACGACGUGAAUUCUCGAAAAUUCUUGAAAAUCAUUUUUUUUUAAUUUUAAAAGUUUUUGAAAUUGUUGAAAUUUUUGAAAUUCUUGAAAAUUCUUGGACAUUCGAAACUACAAAGUUCAAGAAUUUUCGAGAAUAUUCAAGAAUUUCAAAAUAUUAAAUCCUUGAAAUUGAUGACAUUCUUGAACUGUCCCGAAAUUCUCAAAAAAAAAAAUCCUGAAAAUAGGCCCUGAUCAUCACAGGGCAUCAAUUUCUUUACAGCUUUUCGAAAUUCCUUCCAACAUUUUUCAUUUUUACUUCGGCAUCAAAAACUAUACUUCUAGGUCGGGCGAAUCUAGCCUCAAUUCGUACUGGACACUUUUCGUUCCUCGAACGCUUGGUACCCAUUGAUUCUUCUCUAGUAAGUAGAAGUUGUAGUAAGUAUUCUUUGCCGUCAUUCUUUUUCGACUACACUCGAAUGGAAACUACCAUUGAGGCUACAUAUCUGAAUUGGUUUAGGUUAAAAAUUAAUUAUUUUUUUGAGGGACAUAUUAUGUCCACCGCAUGUGGUUAUAUGCAUUUAUACGACAUAAAUGUGAUUAAUGUUGUGUGAUCCGACUUAUCGACUUCAUGUCGCUCCUGAAACGUCCUCUAAAUAACGUGAAAAAUUUUGUUCGAAAGACGCAAACUUUAUAACGAACGAAAAAGUUGAUUGAAAUUAGUUCUUGAAACGGAUAGAGGUACCAAACCGAUUGUUAUUCAAAAGACUAAAGUUUUUGAUUUAAAAUUUUGUAAAUUUUACGUGUAAAAUAAAUUAAAAUUUUUGUAAUUGUUACUACUUAGAGCAAGAUAAGAUAGAUAGAGACGUAUUUUCGACCGUAAC